AUGCGCAUGUGGGCCCCGGGGGGAAACGUGCUGUGUCCAAUCACAGCUGAUUGCAUGUAAACAAGGAAAUGCCAGUUAUUGGCAGUCCUCUCCUUAUGCUGACAGCACGUGAGAGGAGAGCUGGUAAAUGGCAUUCCUCAGAGGAGACAUCUAUACUGAUCAUCAGAGCACUGACGAUCAGUGCCCUGAUGUUCAGUGUAGGCCCAUCAGUGCCACCUGUCAGUGCCCAUCAAUACCCCAUACCAGUGCACAUCAAUGCCACAUAUCAGUGCCUACCAGUGCACAUCAAUGCCACAUAUCAGUGCCUACCAGUGCACAUCAAUGCCACAUAUCAG
Staurois parvus is the source of this 335-nucleotide messenger RNA. The record is from the annotation of a GenBank genome assembly. Lineage: Eukaryota; Metazoa; Chordata; Amphibia; Anura; Ranidae.